Molecule: messenger RNA, 514 nt
Organism: Apis cerana (Asiatic honeybee)
Lineage: Eukaryota; Metazoa; Arthropoda; Insecta; Hymenoptera; Apidae
Product: A disintegrin and metalloproteinase with thrombospondin motifs 16-like
Source: RefSeq, a predicted model, not a curated record
UUGUCCUCGAAAAAGCAGAAUGGCUAAACGUUCCUCGAUAUUCCCAACUCGAUUUUAUCUCCUUUUGUUCGUUACGUUCCACUGCGGAAAAUUCGCCGACAUGUACACAGGGCGUGACACGGGAUACGAGAUCGUGGUGCCGAGGAAAGUCGGAUCGGAUGGAAAGUUCGUGUCGCAUCAAAUACCUCAUCACUUCAAGCGCUCCCUCUACGCCCCGGCGGAUCGGGGAGGAGGGGGCAGAGUGGAGGACGAUGCGGUUCACUACCGUUUGAAAAUCGGCCAGAAGGAUUAUCAUCUCGAGCUACGGCCGAAUCCCAGCCUCGUUGCCCCAGGCGCUGUUAUCGAGGAACAUCGGGGGUCUGCAGAAAGCGGGAGCAACGAUAAUUUGUUGAAGGAUGCGAAGUUGAAGGGGAUGCGCGACUCGCAGUGUCACUAUCUCGGUCGCGUCCACGGUCAUUCGGGGGACAGCGCCCUGUCCACUUGUUACGGCUUGGUUAGUCCAACUUUUUUUUAA